GCAACAUAUUUCGGCACGCCCACUCGCGGCUGCUGCAAGUUUAAUUCUUGUAUGGCCGCUUGUUUUGCCUCACUACAGCAGCGGAGUAGGCGGUGCCUGUCGUUUGAAGCCAAAUGACACGCUGCCGCCCAACGGAGCCAUCCGUUUAGUAAAUCUAACGCAACUCUUGCACGCGCAUUUACGCUGACUGCUGAGACCAAAUCCCCGCUCGCGCACGAAAUCCAUUUACGCUCUAGUAGUAGAGAGGGCCCAGUUGCUGCGCCCCGUCAGCCACACAGUCCGCACGAUUAAAGCCUCAGACGGCCGUUAAAGAGCAGCUGAAAGCGGCGGCGGGGCCUAGUGACACUCCCUGAUAGUCUCGGAGCGGUUUGGAGAGGAAGAAUGGCGGAUACGAGCAGCACUGCGGCGGUCGCGGCCGAAGCUUCCGACAGCGCCGCUGUCGCUGCUGCUGCUGCGCCUGUUGCGCCCGAUGCACCGCCCGUUGCUCCGGUGCCCAGGACUCCAGCCGAGUCCGUGAAAGGACAGAUUUUUGACGUGGGCCCCCGCUACACGAACCUGUCGUACAUCGGGGAGGGUGCUUACGGAAUGGUGUGCUCUGCUCUGGACAACUUGACAAACCAGCGCGUAGCCAUCAAGAAAAUCAGCCCAUUCGAGCACCAGACGUACUGCCAGCGCACGCUGAGGGAAAUCAAGAUCCUGCUGCGUUUCCACCAUGAGAACAUCAUCGGCAUCAACGACAUCAUCAGGGCACAGCAGCUCGACAACAUGAGGGAUGUCUACAUUGUGCAGACCCUGAUGGAGACCGACCUGUACAAGCUGCUGAAGAGCCAAAGGCUAAGCAACGACCACGUCUGCUACUUCCUCUACCAGAUCCUGCGAGGCCUCAAGUACAUUCACUCCGCCAACGUGCUGCACCGGGAUCUCAAGCCCUCCAACCUGCUCAUCAACACCACCUGCGACCUCAAGAUCUGUGACUUUGGCCUGGCGCGGAUAGCCGACCCAGAGCACGACCACACUGGUUUUUUGACUGAGUAUGUGGCUACUCGUUGGUACAGGGCUCCAGAAAUCAUGCUCAACUCCAAGGGCUACUCAAAGUCCAUUGACAUCUGGUCGGUGGGCUGCAUCCUGGCUGAGAUGUUGUCCAACAAACCCAUCUUCCCUGGGAAACACUACUUGGACCAACUCAACCACAUACUGGGCAUUCUUGGCUCUCCAUCUCAAGAAGAUCUGAACUGCAUCAUUAACUUGAAGGCGAGGAACUACUUGCAGUCCCUGCCUGAAAAACCCAAGAUCCCGUGGGAAAAGCUGUUCUACAAGGCAGACCCUAAAGCUCUCGAUCUGCUGGGCCGCAUGUUGACCUUUAACCCCAUCAAGCGCAUCACCGUCGAGGAGGCCCUGGCUCACCCUUACCUGGAGCAGUACUACGAUCCUUCAGAUGAGCCUGUAGCAGAGGAGCCCUUCACUUUCACCAUGGAACUGGACGACCUUCCCAAAGAGAGGCUGAAGGAGCUGAUCUUUGAGGAAACGGCCCGUUUCCAGGACAACUACCAGCCGCCGGUUCGCUCCUGAGACAAAGUCCUGAGGAGUGACAAAGAAGCGCAGAGGCUCGGAACAACUUGCUAAAAAUAAAAGAAAAAUGCAUCAUCAAGAAACCAACAAAAAGAUAAAACCAAGAAAUACAAGCAUUAAAUUGCUAAUCUUUCCAUUUCUACUGCAAAGAGAGAGCUAAGUUUAAAUUUGAUUUCUGUGCUUGGGUGGGAUGGUAGGGUCUGUCGUACUGUUUAAGUUCUUUUUUUCAUCAUCUCUCGUUUUUCUUUCUUUCUCCAUUUUUAUGCCUCAUCUACAGCAACACGGUGUCCCUUUCCACUCCUCAUCAAACCUUUUCUUUCAUGUCGCUAACCUGUCUGAGCUUCUCCUGUUUCUCCUCUUUGUGUAGCCUUCUCUCAUGUAUACACACGUACUACUGUAUUAACCAACACCAUAACUUUCUUGUCAUGAUCCAUGUAAAUUACGACCUUGUAAAACUGAGGGCUAAAAGAACGGGGUAUGUUAAAUCGGGUGUGUAUGUACAUACAAAAAAACUUGUUUUUUGUUUUUUUUUUAAAUUGUGCUUGUUGCAGUUUUUGUUUGUACAACAUUGUUUAAGAGUUUUUUUUCUUUCUGAACACUUGAUUUUGAAACAAACCAUUCAAUGUUUUUACUGGCAUGUUGGCAGGAUUUCUUUUGUUAUCGGUCUUUUUCUUAUAAAAGUGUAUGAUGUUCAUAUGAAUGCAUGCAUUCCUGAAAACUUACCAAAGUGGCCGAGAGAUGCAAGGGACUUGGCUGGCGAGCAACAUGGGAAUGAUAAAAGAGCAGGCAGACUUUUCCCUCCUUCUUAUAUGUGGACAGUCGGCUGUAUCCAGGAGGCCGUGCAUGACUUGGGCUAAAAGCAUAAAAAUAGUUUCUCUUAGUAUGUGUUUGUGCAGUCAUAGCGUUCAUACUAACGCCCAUGGUGCUUUGUGCUGGGUCAAAAACGCCCAAAUUAUCGCCACUCUAGGAGAACUGCACAUAAACCAUCAGCCUAACUGAGUUGAAACGUUUUCCUUUAUUAAAUGUAAAACGGUGGGGUCGCUGAACCCGCUCUCAAUCUUAUUUUCUGUAACCAUUUUGGUGAACACGCAUCCUAGAAAAUGGGUUCUGGUUUUGUUUGACCCAGGGUGCCUGUCAUUGAGGCCUAACUCAAUUCUAGCCACCCGUUAAUACAGAGUGGGAUCUCCUCACCUUAAGCCACUGGGGAGACGAGAGCAAGCUCAUUAAAAUUCUUACUAGUAAACUAGUAAAACCUGCUUUUGGUUAAUGUGAGAGCUGAUUGCACGUGGCAAUGAAUAUCUCGUUUUUGGGUUUCUGUUUUUUACGACCCCUGUUGAAACCAAUUAAUCAUAAGUAAAAUGGUCAAACCUGGGUAUGUCGGCUCAGCGCACAGCCAAGCACCCAUCAUCGCUCUAUGGUUGUGCUGUAUAUAUUAUAUUUCCAGUUACUCCUUACUGGGUUGUUUUUUGUUUUUUUGUUUUUUUUUGUGUGUG
Molecule: messenger RNA, 3062 nt
Organism: Pelmatolapia mariae (spotted tilapia)
Lineage: Eukaryota; Metazoa; Chordata; Actinopteri; Cichliformes; Cichlidae
Gene: mapk3
Product: mitogen-activated protein kinase 3
Exons: 9
Coding region: 382-1569 (395 amino acids)
Biological process (GO): protein phosphorylation; intracellular signal transduction
Cellular component (GO): cytoplasm; nucleus
Molecular function (GO): ATP binding; MAP kinase activity
Source: RefSeq, a predicted model, not a curated record